AAGUGAUCGAAACGUAAUAUUGUACCGGCAAGAUAAAGGCUUUCAGUUAGAGGUUUGAAUUUCAAAGCUGCGAACAAACAUUUUGUAGCAUAAACAAAAUUGAUAUCAGUCAUUUACACCAAACUAUGAUUCAGUAAUAAAUUAUUCAACUUGUAUGUUAAAGAAAACCCUUAAAAUUACGGUUAAGAUUUACACUCUUGAAAUAACCGUCGAAAACAUCCGCAUCCGUUGUGUAUAUUUUUCAUUGAAAUAUCUAGGUUUGUUAUUAUCACUUAUGGAUAUUCGAAAGGACCAGAUUCAAAAGGACACUGAAAACUUAACAACCAGCAGUAUGAAACUGCUUAACGAGAAUCUAAAGCUGCUAGAGGAAGACCACUUGUAUCAUAUUGCCCUCAGCAACGUGCAGGAUAACCUCAGGGAACUCUUCGGAGAUGUUAAGUUUGUUUGUUUUGGCGGCCAGUCAACCCGGAUGGAAAAGUUUGCGAGCUUUAUAUCACAUGAGCUCGGCCUUGAUGCGUCUGGACCACCGAAGAAUUACGCCGGCAACACGGACCGUUAUGCCGUGUAUAAGGCCGGUCCUGUUCUGUCUGUUAGCCAUGGCAUAGGUAUUCCGUCACUGUCUAUCAUCUUUCAAGAAAUCGUGAAACUCGUGUACUACGCUGGCUGUCAUGGUGUGACGUUUUUCAGGAUUGGAACCAGCGGUGGCCUAGGAUUAGAGCCUGGAACAGUUGUAGUCAGUGAAAGAGUUGUGAAUGGGGCACUAGAGCCCUUCUACAAAAUGGUAGUCCUUGGUAAGACAGUUGACCGGCCAGCUGUGGUGGACGAGACUCUGGUUCAGGAACUGAUAGACUGUCGGCUCAAUACAGACACGUUUAAAACUGUGAAAGGAACGACCUUGUGUGCUGACGACUUCUACGAAGGUCAAGGUCGUAUAGACGGAGCUUUCUGUGAGCACUUUGAUGAUGAAAAGUUUCAGUGGCUCCGAUCACUUCAAGAAAAUGGCGUUACUAAUAUGGAAAUGGAAUCUCUUGGCUUUAUUGCCAUGUGUCAUCGAGCAAAUAUUAAAGGUGCUGUAUGCUGUGUGACGCUGCUGGACCGAUUUGAAGGUGAUGGAUUAACAACAAAUCGGAAGCUACUGAGCGAAUGGCAAACAUAUCCACAGAUACUGGUGUCCAGAUAUAUCAAACAAAAAUUGGCAGAGACAGUAAAUGAAAACAGCUAAAGAUGUUUGAUAAACACUCACCCGAAUCUCCAAGUUGUGCUCAAAUGCGACAAAUAAUCCUGACAUUCCGUCCCGUUUAGACUAAAUCCUGGAAUUUGAUUUUAUUCAUUUGCUAGAAGAUUUCACUAUUGCUAUCUAUUACUGAUUUGCAUUUAAUUUUCUGCUGUAUUAUACUCGUACAUAUCACGUUUAAAGUAACUCGAGUCUCGACAAGGAUCGAAGUAUUUCAUGCGUGACCAUUCAGCCGGCCAAAAACGUUACAGUGUCUGUUCCUGCUUAGGAACCUUCCAUCAUUAAAGCAAGUUUUAGUUUGUACACAGUGAUUAGAUAAAUACUGAAAAAAAAUCAUGACUACAAAAGACAAGUUUAUGAAAACGUUAAUGGAAAUUACAUAGUUCAUUUUAGUUAAAUCAACUAGGGACUCUUUCUUCCUUUAAUUUUAUUUUUCAAAUUAUUUUUGAAAAUAUGUCAUGUUAGAUUAUUUAUAGUAGCUUUUGUUUUAAACUUUUGUAUUUAGUUUUUAUUUUGUUAUUUUUAAGCAGACCUUCAUUGUCGGACUAUAGACAGUGUCCUGUAAAAUUAACCCAAUUAUAUUCACUGCCGUUGGACAAGUGAAAUAAGAUACAUGUAUAUGGCGAUAGUUAGUACAGACUUAAUUGGGCUUAGCAAUAUAGAAAUCAUUUAUAAGCAGUUUGUUACAGAAAUACAUUAAAAUAUAGAAUUAUAA
Mercenaria mercenaria is the source of this 1949-nucleotide messenger RNA. Its product is annotated as uridine phosphorylase 1-like. The transcript is spliced from 8 exons. NCBI's taxonomy places the organism in Eukaryota, Metazoa, Mollusca, Bivalvia, Venerida, Veneridae. Gene Ontology annotation, cellular component: cytosol; cytoplasm. The coding region runs from base 155 to 1222 and encodes 355 amino acids. The record is from RefSeq and is a predicted model, not a curated record. Gene Ontology annotation, molecular function: uridine phosphorylase activity. Gene Ontology annotation, biological process: nucleotide catabolic process; uridine catabolic process.